Molecule: messenger RNA, 27764 nt
Organism: Pangasianodon hypophthalmus (striped catfish)
Lineage: Eukaryota; Metazoa; Chordata; Actinopteri; Siluriformes; Pangasiidae
Gene: syne1a
Product: spectrin repeat containing, nuclear envelope 1a
Exons: 146
Coding region: 241-27033 (8930 amino acids)
Cellular component (GO): membrane
Molecular function (GO): protein binding
Source: RefSeq, a predicted model, not a curated record
UGAGUGAGUGAGUGAGUGAGAGAGAGAGAGAAGCCGGUGUUCCACUCUGAUGCACACAUUCCCACAGAGCACCAUAGCACAGUGUCCUCUGUUGAAAAAGUGGCUUGUUCUCACUGAAGAGGUGAAGAAUUGAAGGUCAUUUUUGGAGCUAGCAGAAGAGCAGGAAGUGGAGGACAAGGACGAGGACUAGGUUCAGGUAUCCACCCCUGUCCAUGGACCUGGGACACCCAGGACACACACAUGAGCAGGAUGGCACAAACGAAGUCUGGCACAUCUCUGAACUUAGUGCCAGGGUUGUCACAGCACUUGCGUGAUGAGCAGGAAGCUGUACAGAAGCGGACUUUUACAAAAUGGAUCAAUUCCCAUCUGGCAAAGCGUGACCCUCCCCUGGUGGUGACGGAUCUGUACGAGGACAUUAAGGAUGGCGUGAUGCUGUUAGCACUUCUGGAAGUGUUGUCUGGACACAAACUGCCUUGUGAGCAGGGCCGCAAGCUCAGAAGGAUCCACUGGCUGGCCAACGUGGGAACAGCGCUGCACUUCCUCGAGGGCAGGAGGUCUGUGUACAGAGGAUCUCCGAUCAAACUGGUUAACAUCAACACCACAGAUGUCGUAGAUGGCAGACCCUCGAUCGUCCUGGGCUUGAUAUGGACCAUCAUAUUAUAUUUCCAGAUUGAGGAGCUCACCAGCUCACUUCCUCCUCAGAGCGUACAGACUAGCAGCACGUCCUCGGUGGACAGCUCCAACAGCACAGAGGCGACCAGCCCGCCUGUCAAACGCAAGCCCCGCCUCUCCUUCCAGGGCGGAGCCAAGAAGGCGCUGCUUAAAUGGGUUCAGAAAACCGCUACCAAGAGACUGGGUCUGGACGUCAGGGAUUUCGGUCCUAGCUGGCGUUCCGGUGUAGCGUUCCACGCCGUCAUCUUCGCUCUGCGUCCUCAGCUUGUGGACAUGGAGCGCGUGUGGAACCAACCCAACAGAGCCAACCUGGAGGAGGCGUUCUCACUGGCCGAGAGAGAGCUGGGCAUCCCGCGUCUGCUCGACCCUGAGGACGUGGACGUUGAUAAACCAGAUGAAAAGUCCAUCAUGACAUAUGUGGCUCAGUUCCUGAAGCAUCAUCCAGACUCUGCAGAGACAGAGAGCGUCAGACGUGAGGAGGAGUUUGGCUUUGCACCUCCCGUCUUUGGAGAAAUGUCAGAGCGUGAACAGAGGAACGUUCUGAGGGAGCUGAAGGUCUGGGCUGAUCAGAUGGACAGGGACUGUGCUGAGGCUCAGACAGAGGCCGGAGAUCUCAGUCAGCAGUAUCAGGUCUUUAAACAUUUCCGUGAGCAGUAUGAGAUGAGGAGGAGACAAGUGGAGUCCUGCAUUCAGUCCACUCAGAAGGACGGCAUGCUCACUUCAGACCAAGCUCUGGUUAAACAGGCCUGGGAGAGACUAUCUGCUAGACUCCUGGAGUGGCAUCUGCGGCUGGAUGGUGGGUUGCCAGAUCCUCUGGGUUCUGUAGGUGUAUGGCUGCAUCAGGCAGAGAAGAUCCUCCAAGAGGAGCUGGCUCCUCAGCAGAGCCACGAGGAGACUGCCAAUGCCAUCCACCGAACACGGCAGCUCCAUCAGGAGGUCCUCCGCCUCGUUGAAACGCACCAGCAGACUUUCCAGCGUUUCCACCGGGACCGGAGCGUCGGCAGCGUUCCUGUACCUGCCGAGCAGCUCCAAGACAUGGCAGAGAGAUUAAACUACAUAUCUACCUCCUCACACGCUCAUCUGAGCAAACUGGAAUUCUGGGAGUGGAGAUACCGCAUGCUGGGCUUCCUGUCGCUGGGCGAAUCCAAGCUGAAAUCCUGGAUAAUUAAAUACGGACGACGGGAAACAACUGAGCUCCUGCUCCAGAGCUACGUGUCAUUUGUCGAAGGUGAGCACUUCUUCCAAAAGUACGACUCCAUCUACGAGGCUCUAAAGAAGGCCGCCGUGCUUUACAUAAGUGCUGACACUUCAGUUGAGAAGAGGGUGAAGCGCUUCCUGAGAGACGUGGCUGAUCAGUGGAGGAGUCUGGCGGUGGAGGUGCGCAGCGUCAGGUCCAUGCUGGAGGAGGUUCAGGGGAACUGGGAGAAGUACAGCAGCUAUGUGGCGUCUCUGCAGGCCUGGCUGGAGGACGCUGAACGAGCGCUGAGACAGCCAGAGAACACUAAACGAGAGUUCUUCAGGACUCUUCCACACUGGAUGGAGAAUCACGCCGGCAUGAACGCUGCAGGAAAUUUCCUCAUAGAGACGUGUGAUGAAACAGUGGCUCGUGACCUGAAGCAUCAGCUGCUGCUCCUCAACGGGAGAUGGAGAGAUUUAUUCACUAAAGCCAAACAGUACGCUCGUGUUCACGAGACUCAGACUCACAGCGAGACGGAGCUGCAGGACGCCGUCAAGGUUCUCCGAGACUUUUUAGAAACUUCAACAGCCAAACUCACCUCACCUGUCCAGGUGUCGCUACCGGACUUCAGAACGUUUGUGAGGAAUGUUCAGGAGAUCAAGCACAGGCUUCCAGCGAUGGAGGUGAGAUAUAAAACGGCUGCUCGCACGGCUCAGCUCUGGACCAGAGACGCCAGCAGUGGUGAUGGAAAGCAAGUCCUCGCUACUAUGGCGUCCAUUAAAGGGCAGCUAUAUAAGAUGAAGGAGAAAUGUCCACUGGUGCUGAGAGAGUGUCACACCGUGCUUCCUGUGUUAGAAGAGCUGGAGGGACAAAUCUCAGCCUUCUAUCAGAUCGCCGAUCAUGCAGGUCACAUCAUCGCUCAGCAGCACGACCAACAUAAAAACCAGGAGUUGCUGUCGCAGCAGCAGAGCUGUAAGCGGUGUGUGUGCGCAGUGGAGCGCAGUUACCUGGCCCUGCAGAGGGCGCUCUGCUGCACGAAGACUCUCUACAACUUUGACGCGUCUCUCCUGCAAAACAGAGUCACCGAGCUUCAGACCACCGCCCAGGCUCUGAUGCAGGAGGCGUUGGAGUGGAGGAGGGUCGCGGAGGCUAACGGUAACCUGACACGCCGAUUCGAGGAGACUCGCGCUGAGCUGGAGAAGACACUGAGGGUGGGCCAGGCGUGUCUGACAGAGAGAGGAGACCCUGCUGAGCUCUUCAGCAAACACAGCGACUUUUUCAGCCGACUGGACCAGCGAGUGUUGAACGCAUACCUGAAGGCGUGUGAUGACCUCACUGAUAUCUUACCCGAGGAGGAACAGCAGGGUCUACAGGAGUCAGUCAGGAGGCUGCACAAACAGUGGAAGGACAUCCAGGCUGAAGCUCCGGCUCACCUGAUGAGGCUGAGAGUGGAGGCGGAGAGGCGCUUAGUGAUGACAUCACUGCAGGAGUGCAGGGCGGAGCUGCAGAGAGAGGAGAAGAUGCUCGCUACAGCUGGCAGUGAGAGAAUGAUCCGAGAACACAGGGCUUUUUUCAGAAACAAGAACCCUAUUUCUGCAUGCGAGAGGAGACUGAAGACGAUGGAACAGCUCUGUCAGAAACUUCCAGAAAAUGACCCAGUGCAAAAAGUCCUACUGGACACCAGAGAUACUGUAUCAGAGGUCAAAGGUGAAGUGGAAAGUGCUCACGUGAGGCUCCAGGAGCAUCCAGACAAGUGGAGCGAGUGGCACUGCAGGUUCGGUGAACUCUCAGCCUGGAUCUCUUCCCAGCACAGAGACGGAGAGAGCCUCGCUGUGCAGCGUGAGGUGCAGAGGGCUCAGGAGGACGCUCUGUCCUGGCUCACGGCUCGUCUGGAGGUGCUGGAGGAGCUGAGCACCGACGCUGAGGCUGUGACACAGAGAGCAGCGCUGGACGAGCUCACUCACACACUCACCACCCUGCUGUCCUCCCUAGAUGAAGCGAUGUCUCUAGAUGGGAACAGUGAGAGAGGAGAGGAGGAGGAGGACGUGCUUCAGACGCAGGAACACAGCCGAAUCCUGAAUGCAGAGAGUGUAACGGAGGCCAGGCAGCUGCUUCUCAUUCACCAGCAAAAACUGAAGUCCCAGCAGAAGAGAAAAGGAUGUCUGUGUGAAGCAUUGCUUCCUGGUGAGGAGAGUAGAGAGGACUGCAGCUGGGCAGCACAAGAGAAACGUCUACAGGCCACUCUGAGCGCAUGGCAGGAGUUUGAGCUGGACCGAGAGGCCGUCUGGCAGUUUGUGUGCAGCGCGACUCCUGUCCUGCAGAGAGAGUUUAUAUUCAGCAGCCUGGAAAACCUCACGAAUCAGCUCGAUUACGCUCGCGAGCUUCAUAUACAGACUGGCGUGUUCAUCGAGAAGACUGAGUCACUGAUGAAAAAGGCGUCUGAGAUUCAGUUGGGUUCGGAGAAUUAUUCUCUGCUGCGUGAUCAGGCCAAAGCGGCUCAGAGGAGAGUGCAGGACACGCAGGACAGCCUCGGGAAAAUGAUAUCAGAGCUUGGUGAGAUGCAGGCACGAUGGCAGCAUUUCAGCUGUGAGUCAGAAGCACUCUCCUCCUGGGUGUGUGAGAGAGAGAAGGAGUUGGAGGCUGUAGAUGGCAACACUGCUACCUUGGAACAACAAAUUCACACUGUGGAGGCGAUGGAGGCAGGUCUAGAGGAAAAGAAGGACGUCUUGAGAAAAUUGGAGGCGGAGUCACGUGCUCUGACUCGUUUCAUCACUCCCGGGGAGGCGGAGCAUAUUAAAGCUCGUUUGAUGCAGAUCAUAAGAUACUGGGAGGAGCUAACAAACAGCGUAAAGCAACGAGGGGCGGAGCUUCAGGCCAGCUUGUCGCAUAAAGUGAAGUUAACUGAGGAUAUGGAGGAGGUUAAAAGUGUGCUAAAAGAUCUUGCAGAGAAGUUGAAUAAACCAGUUACAGGCUGCACAUCAACAUCAGGGACGUACCAAGCUCAUCAUGAGCAUAUGGAUGCAUGGCAGGCUCUUAAGCUCCUGCAGCCCAGACUGGUGUCAUUGAGCCUGGGUAUGAGAAGGAUAUCUAAUAAAGAUCAGCUGCAGAAAGAAGUAUCAGACCUCCAGCAGGCUCAUAUACAAUACACUAAUAAGGCUGCCAGGAAACAAGCCAAACUGGAGGACCUGUUGACUCGAUGGCAGCAAUAUGAAAGAGGACUCUCAGUUCUCCAGGGCUGGUUGGACAGUGCGGAGAAACUGUGUAAAUCUGAUACUCCAUACCUGAUCACAGAUAAAGCCAAACUCCACAGUCAGCUACAAACACUACAGGACCUGCAGAGUGAGGUUCCUUCUCAGGAGUCUUUGCUGGAGAAGUUGGAGACCCAGGCUGAGUUUCUGUACCCCACAGCAUCAGAGGAACGAGUGGGAGAACUGACCGAGCUUCACUGCAUCCUGGAGGAGAGGUGGUGUUCUCUCAGUGUGAGCAUACCUCUCAGGAUUCAAGAACUUCAGGCCCAUCUUUCUCAGCUUGAGCAGUUUAACCAGGUUCUAAUGACCCUCAGUCAGUGGAGUGAAAGUUUUCUCAGGGAGCUGAGAUACAGGUCCAAAGUCACCAUUACUGACUUGACAUCUGCUGGUACCCAGAUCAAGGAUGAUGAAGCUCUUCUUCAAACCCAAAGCAAAGCGAUGGAGGACCUGAAGAAGCACAUGGAGGGACUAAGUCCCUCAUUGGCUCCACUGGAUCUUCACCGAUUACAAGCCAGGCAGGAAGACUGUCUCCAGCCCUUCUCAGAGGCUAAGAGUCUGCUGCAGAACCGUUCUGAGGCUCUGGUUAAACUUGAGACCUUCUUGGUGACCUAUAGGUCGACCACCAAUUCACUACAGACCCUGCAGAGAGCUGUAGGACAGGCAAACUGGGACCAAACCAAGGAUAGGAACCUGAACCAGGAACUAGAGCAGUUGUCCCAGGAGUUAGCCUCUGUGGAGGUGCAGGCUGUAAGUCUGGACAGUAGUCUGAACAAGGCAUAUCUACACCUGCACGGGACUGAUGGGGACCGGACAUCCUGCCGGGGGCUGGUGGAGGAUCUGGGUUCAGAACUGCAGCAGAUUCAGAGGAGCAUGGGGACAAGGCAGAGUGAGGCAGAGGCACUAGGAGCCUUGUGGAGCUCCUUUACGAGAAGAAAGGAGCUGCUUUUGAAGAGCCUGACAGAGCUGGAGGAUAGAGCCAGAAAACCAUGGCUUCCUGAGCCAAGCACACAGAACUUCCAACAAAGACUGUGGAUGCUGAACCAAUUGGAGGAGGAGCUCGAUGCUCUCCAGCACAGUCAGCUGUGGUUAGGGGAGAAAGGGGAGCAGUUGGCUCACAGAGACCCUGAGAUGGUCGGAGAGGCCCGGCGGGAUGUGACCCUUGUCCAAACCAGCUGGGAGAAAAUCAAAAACAUCAUCUCCGAGGAGCAGGAGCAGUGCAGAGUGCUGGUGGGGAUGUGUAAGGAUUACCAGACUCUGAAGUACAAACUCGGCUCAGUUGUCGAGAGAGCUCAUGUUGUCACUGUUACCCAGUCUGUCCAGCACAACCCUGAGGACAUCCGGAGAACCCUGACCCGGCUGGAGGCAGUGAAGUCAGAGUUGGCAGGCGCUCAGGACGACCUCGAUUUGUUUAUCUGUAAAAGCAAGUCCUUCAUCAGCGAGCUGAGGAACUUUCUAGAAGACUUAGCAGAAGCAGUCCGCGUGGAAAUGGACACCAUCGUGGACCAGUGGAUGGACACAUCAGAGAGGACGGAAACUGAAGCAGAUCGUCUUACAUCCGCUCUUGAGUUAUGGAAUGAGAUUAACUCAGUCGUUAACGACAUUGAGUGUUGGAGCGCCACUUCAGUUAGCGAGCUCAGUGAUGGACCUGUUAACCUCUUAUCCAGUGCCAACAUGGACGACUGCCUCAGGCAGUUUAAGCUGGAGAUUGAGUGUAAGAAGGUGCUAAUGGAGACCCUGCAAGGAAAAGUUACUGAACUACAGGAAGUGACGAAGAACCAGGAAGCUGACAUCGAGCUCCAGGCGAUGGCAGCUGAUCUGAGGAAGAAGAUCUUCCACGCUGAAGAGGUUUAUGAGCAGGCCAGGUCCAUCCUGAGGGACUUCAGCUGUCAGAGCCAGCAACUCCAGGACGUGAUUUCCCAGAUGGCUGAACAACUGCACGCCGUCGAGAGCACGUUGUCAGAGCUAUCGCACUCAUCUGACCCAGAAAAUGUGGCCAAGAUAAAGGAGCUGCAGAAGACUCUGAAGCAGGUGGACGGUGGUUUGGACGUGACGGGUGAGUCUCUCCGAGUGCUCUGUAGAGCUUACCCUGCUCAGCAGCUAACCGCUCUGGGGGAGAGCAUCACUGAGCUGGUGAAGCGGAGUGAAGCAGCCACUCAGCGUUCCAGCCGAAUCCUCCAAACUCUACAGGAAACACUUCUGCACCGUUUUAAAGAACUCACACAGGAUUUCCACAGUUGGCUCUCGGAGCUGAGAGCAGGUACAGAGGAGCGCUCUGAGGAAGCAGGAGACGUUCCUGAGGUUGCCGCUCAGCUGCAGAGGCUCAAGGUGUGUCUGGAGCGGGUCAGCGAGGGUGAGAAACGCCUGACUAAACUUCACGAAGAGGAAGAGAAGCUCCUAACACACCUGUCUACAUCUGCUGCUGGAGGAGUGCAGGAGCGUCUGGCUUCAUGUCAGCUGGCGCUGGAUGGAUUUACUGCAGCCUGCAGACAGAGAGUGCGGUGUUUAGAGGAGAGUGCCGCCCUACAGGACGGGCUGGAGGUGUGUGUCGAGGAGUUGAGAGACUGGCUACAGCAGAUGGAGGAAAGCCUGCAGAAAGAGGCAGCUCUGUGUAGAGCGAGCCAGCCAGGAGUCCCUGACUGCUCCAUACAGCUAAAAAGAGCGGAGGAAAUCCACAGAGAGCUGCUCGCAAGAAGGCCGUCUCUGGAGCGUCUGUAUCAGGCCUCCCUACCCUUGUCUGAGGUGAACAGUGUCCCUGCCGAGCUCCUCUCCUCCCAUCAGGCUCUGCUUCAGGAGGCCUGGACUCGACUGCGCCACCUGCAGGAGUACCAGGCCUUCGGGGAGGCGCUGAGGGCGGUAGGGGACUGGCUGGAGGAGGUGACGGGCAGGCUGGAGAAGCUGGAGAGCACCGAGGGGAACAAAGAAGAGGUGGAGGAGAGACUGGAACGAGUGCAGGAUAUCCUGUUAAUGAAGGGUGAGGGAGAGGUAAAGUUGAACAUGGCUGCCGGGAAGGGCGAGCUUGUCAUAAAAAGCAGCGGAGACGCUGGACAGGAAGUCAUCCGUUCUAAGCUACAGGAAGUGGAGGACGCCUGGGCGGCACUGCUCUUAAGGGCUAUGAGCUGCCACAGCCGUCUGGAGUGGACCGUGAGUCAGUGGGGGCUGUUUGUGGAGUCUCAAGCUCAGCUCAGGACCUGGUUGGAGGAGGUGGAGGCUGAGGUUAAAGGUCCUCUGGAGCCUCAGCUGGGUCUCCGAGAGAAGAGGCAGCAGCUGGAUAGACUGUGCCUGCUCUCAGCUGAUGUAGAGGACCAUCAGGGGGCGCUGUGUUAUUUAGAGGAGAGCGCCGCUGAGCUGUACAAGCGCACCGGAGACCCCGCCUUUAAGGAGGAGGAGACCGCUCAGCUCAGGGCGCAGUUUGAUGAUGUCAGAGCCGCUGCAGAGGAGAGAGUCCGUCUUUCAGAAGGUGUCGUUUUCGAGCACGAGAAGUACAUGGCGACAGUGAGAGAGCUCACUGAUUGGCUAAUGUCUAAAGGGGAGGAGCUUCAGAGAUGUUCCGACCCAUCCGGUGACUCCGCCUCUGUCGAGAAGAAGCUCUUGGAAGUUCGGGAGCUGGUGGCGCAGGGAGCGCGCGAGGGGCGCGAGCGUCUGCGGCGCGUGCGGCUGAGCGCGGAGAGCGCGUGCAGGCUGACGGCGGCGGCGGGCUGCGAGCUCAUGGACGGCGAGGUGCUGGCGCUGGCGCGAGCCCUGCGGCAGUGGGAGGGGCAGGCGCUGAGGGCGCGCGACGCCCUGGAGACCGCCGUCACCGUGGCUACCGGGGCCGAGCGCGAGCGGCGUCGCCUCGCCGAGCAGCUCGAGGAGGACACGGGGCGGCUCGAGCGGCAGCUGAGGGAGUGGAGCGACGGGCUGAAGCGCUCCGAGAGGCGGAACAGCGGAGCCGCCGCGGUGGAGGGCUGGACUGUCGCCAAGGGUGUCCUGGAAGGCCUGCAAGCGGCUGAAGUCAUGGAGGAGAAGCUGAAGGCUCAACUCAACGAGCUGUGUGGGUUUUCCAGCGAUCUGAGCGCUCAGUCAGAGCGGGUCAGCACUUUGAUCAAACUGCACAACAGUCUGAGUCUGCGAGCAGCUCGUGAGUGUCAGAAUAAGGAGAAGCUCCUGGAGCAGCGUUUUCGCUCGUCUCUGCGUGAUUUCCGUCAGUGGCUGGUCAACGCCAACAUCUCCACGGCUAAAUGCUUCGACUCUCCUCACAGCAUUCAGGAAGCUUCCACCAGCCUCCAGAGGAUUCAGGAGUUCCUGAGUGACAGUGAGCAGGGCCAGGCCAGAUUAAACGCCGUGCUCUCCCACGGGGAUCGGCUUGGCGCCGUGGUGUCCGCUGACAGGGUGGACGCGGUCAGGGCCAAAGCCAACGCUGCCAAGGAUGACUGGAGGAACCUGAUGGACAACCUGAAGCAGAGAGAGACCGUAUUACAGGGUCUGCAGUGUCAGAUGCAGGAGUUCGAGGCGAGUGUGGAGCCUCUUCAGGACUGGAUUAACAGGACAGAGAUCAGUGUACAGGAGAGCAGCGCUCGUCUUCACGAUCUCCCCGCUAAGAGACUGGAGCUGAGCAAACUGCAGUCGGUGCUGGAGGAGAUGGGCUCCAUGGAGUCGGAGCUGGGAAUGCUGAGAGAGAGAGCUCACAGCCUGUGGGAAGGUCAGGCGGCUGGGAAAGGCUUCGUGCACCGGGUCUGUCAGCUCGCCGCACGCUACCUGGCCCUGAGCAACCGCACUAAGGAGAAGGUCUCCAGGGUGGAGCGUGUAGUAGGGGAGCAUCAGCUCUUCUCACAGGGCUUACAGGAACUUCAGCGCUGGGUUUCAGAAGCCCAGCAGAUCCUUGAGACCUGCCGAACUCCCACCGCUGACAAGAGUGUGCUGCUUACCAGAAUGAGCCAGCUCGAGGAGCUGUUGGCGGCGCGUCAGGAGCGGGAGAUCCAGCUGAAGAUGCUCAUCACCAGAGGAGAAGCAGUGCAGAGGAACACCUCAGCCGAGGGGGUACCUGUGGUUCGCAAACAGAUCCAGGACCUUAAAGACUCCUGGGACUCGCUUCUCUCUGCCUCUAUUCAGUGCAAAAGCCAGCUGGAAGGCGCUUUGUCUCACUGGACCAGCUAUCAGGAGGACGUGAGCCAGUUCGAGGGCUGGCUGGAACGUGUGGAGGAGAGUCUGGGGAACUCGGAUAAACUCUACACCGAGAUGAGGGAGAAGACGGCGAAUUUACGCAAGGCGAAGCUGCUUUAUGAGGAAGUGUUGAGUCACUCGAGCCUGUUGGAGACCAUCGCCACAAAGGGCUCCAACCUUCCCGAGCACUCGGCCACUCAGCAGGAGGUACAGGAGCUCAGUGAGCAAUACGAAGCCAUCAAGGACAAAGCCAAGGCUGCUGUCAGGAAGGCGGAAGAGUUGGUCCUGGUCCAUCAGGAGUAUCAGCGCGGUCUGCACAUGUUUGAGGACUGGCUGGAGCAGGAGCAGAGCAACCUGGGUCUUCUUUCACCCCUGGAUGGAGAUGUAAACACACUGGAGAAGACCCUGAAAGAACUGCAUAUGCUCCAGUCACGUUGCUCCGAGGGCCGAACCUUGCUGAAGUCAGCUCUGUCCAGCCGGGAGCGGGUCAUCCCAUGGGGCGUCCCUCAGAUUGAGGACAGGGCUUUGGAGACGGCGCAGAGAGAGUGGCAGACGUAUCAGGACAGGCUGGAGACCACUCAAGCUAGCCUGGAGCAGACGCUCGUCAGACUGCAGCAGCUGGAGGGACGCUUCCAGAGCCUGGACCAGUGGCUGGUAGACAUCGAGCUUAAAGUCAGGCUGAGGAGCCACAGGCGCUCCGAUUGUGCUGCUAAAGAGCUCCAGCUACAGCAGCUACUACGGUGGCAGGUGGAGGCUGUACAGAAGCAGUGUGAGAUGGAGGCUCUGAGUGCUUUAGCUCAGCAGGUUGUGGAAGACGCUCAUGUCAGCGCCCGAGUCAGCGCCCGGGUCACUCAGCUCACCGCCCGCUACCACGCCCUCCUCCUGCGCAUACAGGAGACCAUCCGACAGCUCCAGGAGGAACUGAGGAGCAUCGGUGAAGCUCAGGACGCUCUCAGAACCUUCUCUGAAUGGCUGAGUACGACAGAGACGGGUUUUAAAGCAGCCAGCGAAAGCGAGCAAGCCCUGGACCGUACGUCUCUGGAGAAAAAGAUGAAAAGGCUGGAGUCUCUGCAGCGUGAUGUGGACGAAGGCCACGCCCUGUUUAAGACCCUUCGUGAGAAAGCUGAGCAGGCCGUCUCCUUCCUGGAUGAAAGCGGCGCGUGUAAGCUGGAGAGGGAGGUCCAGGAGAGCCGAUCGCAACUAGAAGAGCUCGGACUGGGGUUACGAACCGAGCACGGCGCUACAGAGAAGAGCACGAUGCUUUAUAAAGAGUUUCAGGAGCGUUAUAAGACCCAAAUGCAGUGGCUGAGAGAAACUCGAGCUCUGCUCAGCUCUUCUGCAGAACCCAAAGCUGAACUCUAUCAGAGAAAAGCCCAGCUGGCAAAGUACAAGGUGUUGGAGCAGUCUCUGCUGUCCCGGGACUCUGCUCUGAGUGCCAUGAUGGAGAAAGGGAAAACCCUGCUGUCUCUCCUCCACUCCCCCUCCGUCACGGAGAACAUGGACAGAUUGCAGAGCGACUAUCGGGAGCUGUGUAACACCGCUAGGACUCAGGUGCAGAAGCUGGAGGCUCAUGUAAAGAAACAGGAAGAGUAUCACACCGAACUCCAGGAAGUGGAACGGUGGCUGCUGCAGAUGUCCAGCCGGAUGGUGACCCCUGACCCCACUCCGGGCGGUGGGCUGGAGGCAGCCACACAACAGCUGGCCAGACACAAGGCCAUCAUGGAGGAGAUUGCGGGCUUUGAGGAGCGUCUGGCGGGACUGAAGGAGAGAGGAGACGAGCUGACGUCUGGCUGCAGCGAGCGCCUCCAGGCUCGCCUUCGCCAGCAGAUCCAGAGCCACCUGCAGGGAGCACGAGACAGCUACUCGGCCAUCUGCAGCACGGCACAGCGCGUGUAUCAGAGUCUGGACAGAGAGCUGCAGAGGCAUGUUAGCCUGCGAGACACAUUGCAGCAGUGUCAGACCUGGCUGUUCAACAUACAGGAGGAACUGCAGCCGCCUGCACAAACGCCACGCUACCUGGAGGAAGCACUGAUCCAGCUGAAGCAGGAGCGAGCUCUUCAAGAGCAGGCCAGUACGUACCUGCAGCUGAUCUGCUCCACCUAUGACCUGUCGGAUGAGAAGGUGCAGGAGACCGCCGCUGAUAUCCAACAAGUCAAAAUCCAGGUUGAGGAAAGGAUGCUCGAAUCCCAAGAACUGGCAGACAGCUGGAGGGAAAUCGAGAGCCUGCGUUCUGAUCUUGAGUCUCGUCUCCGAGAAGCUGAACACUUUCUGCAGAACAUGCUGAGAAGACCAGCAGAUCUUGAGCCAAAGGUCUCUCAGAAUCAGCUGGACCAGGCUCAGGACUUUAUCCAGGAGAUACAAGCCAGACAGGCUGAUCUUACCAGCCUGAGAGAGAGUGUCGGUAGGCUGGUGCCAUCUCAGGAUUCGCCUGUGCUGGUGGAAAUAGGUCGUCUGCGCAGAUCUUGGUUAGAGCUUGCAAAGCAGGCUGCAGAGCUGUUGGAGCAGAGAGAGGAGGAUCUCCAGAGGAGUGGGGAUUAUCAAGAGUGCCUCAGCAUGGCAGAAGAGCUGUUUGACCAGUUGUCCAAGGAAUGGGAUUAUCUGUCCAGGGGCGAUAUGGAGAGCACUGCGGGAUGUUUAGAUGCCUUGAAGAAGCUCUCCAUAGAUCUUCAGGACCAGAGGUGUGUGUUAGAAGACUUGAAAGAUAACAAGAAUGCAAUCCUGUCACGCCUUAGUCUCGAGGACAAGGACCUUGUCAAGGAGCAGGUAGGUUACCUGGAGCAACGCUGGACCCAAAUGGAAAUGCAGGUUGAACAGAAGGUACAGGGUACCAUUCAAACCCUUGAAGACCUGAAUCAUUUAGAGGACCUGUUACGGGAAACCCAAGAGUGGGCUGAGGUGCAGCGACCAUCUCUUUCUGACGUGCUGAAAACCAGCCCCCCUCCAGACCUUGCUCAGAGCUUUUUAUUUGACCACUUGAGCUUUUGUGCAGAGCUAGAAGCCAAGCAGCAGCUCAUUAAUCAAUCAAUGUCUGAGGCUGACAGCCUUUAUUCUCAUCUAGGACUAAUAGAGAAAAGGAGACUGCAGACCUUGGUGCAGGAUGUUCAAGCAGAGGUAGAAUCCCUUGGCUCAAAGGCAGCUCAUCACCGCAAAAGCCUUAGUAAAGUAUUCACAGAGCGGACACAGUUCCUCCAGGCCUUGGAUAGGGCUGCUGGAUGGAUCAAACAGCAAGAGCAGAGAGUUCUUACAGAUGAGCAUGUGGCACUCUUGCCAGAUGAGCUCUCCAAGCAGGUGUCUAUUUGCAAGAACAUAUGUAGCAGCCUGAGGGCAUAUCAAGUGGAACUGACCUCGCUUUGGACACAAGGAAGGGAACUGGUAAAGGAUACAACCGAGGACGAGAAGGUGGAGACCUUUCAAAGGCUUGAGGAGCUUCAGGGAACUUUCGAGGCUUCCCUCCAAAGGUGCACACAUCAUUUGCAGCACCUGGAGAGAGCCCUGGUUAUUCGAAAGUACUUCAAAGUAGACCUGGAUAGAAUCUGCGAGUGGCUGAGACAUGCAGAAGCAGCCACAUUCCCUGUAAUAGACCUCAGAAGGAAUGAUGUGGAGCUGCAGAACCAGUUGGCAAAAUACCAGCAGAUUUUAGAUCAUACCUCAGCAUAUGAGAACCUAUUACUUAUUGUCCAGAGGGCAGGACAGGAAAUUCUUCCCACCUUAAAUGAGGUGGAUCACUGCUACCUGGAUGAGAAACUUAAUGGCCUUCCACAACAAUACAAUGCCAUUCUUUUGUCAACCAAAGAAAAGCGAGACAGGAUCCAACGAGUGAUUCUGGAACGCAGGGAAUUGGAGUCCCUUACUGAAGUGACACGCAAAGCUUUGGAGGAACUUCAGCAGCAAUGUGAUGCCUUAGAGAAACAAUCAACUAGUAGAAGUCUUGAAGAUGGGGAAAGGUUGCAUGGUGACUAUGAAGAGAUCCAGAAAGGCCUUUCAAACUUUUUCCAGGCAAUGAAUGAGUUGAAGAGUAAAACUCAGGACUUUCAUUGCACAGGACAACCAUAUACACAUGAGGUCAUUGACCAGCUGGCAAGUCUUUAUAGCAGACUUGAUCAAGCAACAAAGGAAAAGGUUAACCAACUCAAACGUAUGUUGAAUGUAUUAAAUGAUUACAGGGCCACAAUUGUAAAAAUGGAUAGUGGCAUUAAUGCAGUCAAGGAGCAAAUGGAUAAACUUAAUUCUGAGAAGCAGUUAAAUGCCAUGGAGAGAUUAUCCAAACUGCACAAACUGGCCAAAGAGCUAGAUGAGAUUACUUCUUAUUCUGAAGGUCUAUCUGGACAGAUAGUGGAGUUCAGCCAGCACUUUGACCACAAUACCAUUAAGACUCAGGUUUCCAUGAAGGAGACACAGCUUCAAGCCUUGAAAUCAAACAUUUCCAAAUGCAUAGAAGAAUGUGAACAUUGUGCUAAGUCAUGUGUUGGGGGUGAGCCUAGCUUCCAGACUGAGAUCAAAGAAAACUUAGUGUGGCUCAAGAUGGUUAGAGAGGACCUCAGACGUUUGUUUACUCUUCAGGAAAUCAAUGUUAAUGUUGUUCAGGAUGAGAUCAGAUCAGCAGUCUCACUUCAAAGGGAAAUUAAAUCUAGGCUCCAGUUGCUGGAAGUUUUAAGCCAAAAUGAGAGGCAAAGGUACAAGACCGCUGAACAGCCAUUCCCCAGUGACAUGGAGAUCUGUUUGAAGGAUAUUGCAGACUUGGAAAGCGAGGUUCAGGAAUCCCUCUCAACCAAACAGGUGGUCUUGCAGUCAGCACUAUCCUUGCUACAAUUGUAUCAAAGUGCCUUGAAGUCUACUUGCCAGUGGUUUGAAGAUGCCGAUGCUGUCCUAAAGCAGAAGAACCAGGAACUAGAAUUGGAAGACCUUACAGAGCGCCUCGAGGAACUUAAACAUGUUUUGACCCAGGAACCAACCAUAAAGAAGGCAAUUCAGGAUAUCGAGGGCAUUCUCCCUAAAAUGGAGGACUUUGUUGAUUCUGAUGUUAUUGUUAAACUCAAAGAAGGCUAUGAGACCACUUGUCAAAGGAGUGCUGAGCUCAUGGAGCAGCUGAGAUGUCACCAAGAAACCUUAAACAGAUGUUUAACUCAGUGGAUGUCAUUUAACAAUGAUAGAGAAGUACUUAUAAGUGAACUGAAUGAAUUUGAGAGGAGAUUGGCUGGGUUUAGCACAGCUAAAUCAAGCUCUCUUCAAGAGGCCGAGGAGAAGCUUCGUUUUCACCAGGAUGUUGUUUUCUACCUGGAGGCUUGUCAGGAUAAACUGACAAACCUGAAAGAACAGUCAGAGCAGUUUAAGCUGAAGUCUGUGUCCAGUGCUGCAGUUUCGCAUUCAGUCUGUGCACUAUGCCAGCGAUGGACUCAGUUAACCAGUGUAGCUAAAGGACAGGAGAAGGCUCUUAAGGACACAGUGCAUGACUGGAGACGUUUCAUUGAGAAGCUGGAGAAGAUGAGGUCUGUGUCAGAGGACCUGCACAGCCGAGUUCCUGACAGCGUGGUGGAGAAAGCAGCCAGCACCGUGGCCCUUCACAACCUGUUAGAGUAUCAUGACUCCUUUAGCCGAGAGGUGGAGAGAGAGAACAGCGCCCUGACACUCCUCAGACACCACGCCCUCCACCUGCUCCUCCACUCUGAUGCUGCAGGGCUAAAGAUGCCCAGCGACCAGACCAGCUCUAUCAGCAACCAAACAACCAGGCUUGGCAAGCUGUCAGCCACACCCCUCAAGCAACCAACCACACCCAUCAAGCAACCAACCAUGCCAAGCAAGCUGCCAACCUCAACCAGCAACCAAUCAACCACGCCCACUACACAGACAGCCCCUCCCAACAACCACAUAGACAUGCCUAGUGAUCAAACAGCCACGCCCAGCACACAGCUAACCACUCCUAGUUCACAAUCAACCACACCCACUACACAGCCAGCCACACCCAACAACCAAUUAGACACACCUAGCAUUCAAACAGCCACGCCCAGCACACAGAUAACCACACCCAGUACACAAUCAACCGUGCCCAAUACACAGCCAGCUACACACAACAACCACUUAGACACACCUAGCAUUCAAACAGCCAUGCCCAACACACAGAUAACCACACCCAGUACACAAUCAACCGUGCCCAAUACACAGCCAGCCACACACAACAACCACUUAGACACACCUAGCAUUCAAACAGCCACGCCCAGCACACAGCCAACUACGCCCAGCAACCACUUAGAUAUGGUUAUCACACAGCCAGCCACACCCAAAUACCAAACAACCACACCUAUCAACCAGCUAGCCACACCCACCAAGCAGGCCAAUAACACCAGCAAUGAAGAUGCUUUCUAUCUGAAAGAGAUUCAAGCAAUGCAGGGGAAAUAUGAGAGCCUGCUACAGAAAGUGUUUGUGAGCCGGCAGCAGGUGCAGGUGGAGCUGCUGGAGAGAGAGGAGGUGGAGAGGGAGCUGGGACUCGUUAAAGGCUGGAUCCAGGACACACAGGGCCUGUUGCUCAGCCCGACAGCUGACCUGGACACCCUGCUCUCUGACCUGGAGACGGCUCACGGCAGUGUUCAGUCUCAGCGGCAGGCUCUGGAGCAGAUUGCGGAUCGCCAGCAGAUGAAAUAUAAAGACCUCCAUGUCACUGUUCCCUCUGAGAUCAGCACCCAGCUGGCACAGGUCACACUGGCGCUGGGCUCAGCAGAGGACCAGGUGCAGAGCCGAGAGAGAGAAGUGCAGCACAGCAGAGACGUUAAAGAAGACUUUACCGCCAGACUGAAGGACAUCUCGGAGAAAGUCAGCACCAUCUCCGUGAAACUGAAGCAGAAGAGUGUGGAUGUAGACGAGGCCAAAGAGGAGACGGAGACUCUGCGUGAGGAGCUGGAGGACUGCUCUCAUGCUCUCUCAGAGCUGGACGUGGCCAUGCAGGAGUUCGGGGAGCAGAACCCGCUCCUGGCGCGGCAGCUGGGCGCCACACUGAGCAAACUCACCGAGCUUCACUCUCAGACCAGCAGACUCGCAGAGGGAAGGACCACACGGCUUAAGAAGGCUGAGCAGCACUUUGAGGAGUUUAACGAGAGACUGACCCUGAUACUGAACUGGACAGAAAAAGCCGAGGCUCUAGUUUCUUCCAGCAUCGUGUGGAGCCCCGCCUCUAUGAUGCAGGAGCAAAUCAGAACACACCAGGCGCUGCUGCGGGAGUGGCGGAGGCUGCAGGGUGAGAUGGAGGCGGUGAUGGAGAGAGUGGGGUUGUUGGGAGAGGUGGUGCACACUGACGCACUUCACCAGCAGGUGGCAGAGCUGAGCCAUCACGCCGAAGAGCUGCAGCAACGCGCCAAAACACGCCUGCUGAAUCUGCAGGACGCUGCGAAGGACCUGAGCAGGCUGGAGAGCGAGGUGAAGAGCCUCCACCGGUCUAUAGAGAGAGUUCAGGAGACGCUGGCGUCCCCGGAGCUGGCUCGCCUCAGCCUCAGAGAACAGCUGCUCCAGAGACAGCACCUGCUGACAGAAAUGGAGGGCUUUAAGGUGCAGGUGCAGGCCGUACAGAAGUGUAUGAGCGCUCUGCAGCUGCCUGAGGAAGCCGUGGCCACGUUACCCCUGUGUGUCACUGCGCAGAGUCUACAGCAGGACAGCAGCCAUCUCCAACACACCACCAUACAGCAGUGCAAUAUACUGCAGGAGGCCGUGGUGCAGUACGAACAGUAUGAACAGGAAGUGAAGAACCUUCAGAAGAUGAUUGAGGAAGCGCAGCGUGUUAUUCAGGACCGACCCGUCGCUACGGGCAACAUCCACGAGCUUCAGACGCAGAUCCAGCACCAUGAGGAGCUGGCCCAGAAGAUAAAAGGCUACCAGGAGCAGAUCGCAGCCCUGAACUCCAAGUGCAAGAUGCUGACGGUGAAGGCCAAGCACGCCACCAUGCUGCUAACAGUCAGCGAGGUAGGGGGGCUCUCAGACGGCCUGGAGGAGCUGGAGGAUGAGGAGGAAGAGAUGGCCAAACACCCUACAACACACCCCUCAGUCGUCAUGAUGACAGCGGGCCGAUGUCACACUCUCCUGUCUCCUGUAACGGAGGAAUCGGGUGAGGAGGGCACCAACAGCGAGGUCUCCUCCCCUCCGGCCUGCAGAUCCCCCUCACCCGGGCCUAACGCUGACGUCUCCCUUAACCAGGCUUCAGGAAGGGCCCCGUUAAGUCGCGCUCCCCUACAGGAGCUGUACGACCAGUCCAUGGAAUCCGCUGCCACGGCUAACCUGGAUGACUUACAGCGCUCUUGGGAAACGCUGAAGAACGUGAUCAGCGAGAAACAGAAGAGUCUGUAUGAGGCUCUGGAGAGGCAGCAGCACUACCAGGAGACUUUACAGUCCAUCUCCAACAAGAUGGAGUCCAUCGAGGCCUCACUCAACGAAGGACUAGAACCUGGAAAGACUCCCGAGAGCCAGAUGGCAGCUCACCAGGCGCUGAUGGAUGAGAUCCUGAUGCUGCAGGAUGAGAUCAGCGCUCUGCAGGCGUGUUUCUCAGAGGAGCUCCAGGGAGAUGAGGAGAGCCCCGAACAGGACGCCGGUGACCAGCUGGCACUGCACUCCACCCUCACCGUGCUGGGAGAACGCAUGGCCACCAUCCGCAUGAAGGCCUCGGGCAAGCGCCAGCUCCUGGAGGAACGACUGAACGAGCAGCUGGAGGAGCAGAGACAGGAACAGGCCCUGCAGCGUUACCAUAGCGAGGCAGAGGAGCUCGAUCAUUGGCUGCUCAGCACGCGAGCGACGCUUAACUCCGCCCUCCAGCCGCAUCCAGAGGACAUGGACAUGGAGGAGCAGCUGAUCGACUGUCAGAACAUGUUGUUGGAGAUCGAGCAGAAGGUGCAGUAUCUGUCCGAGCUGUCCGUAAACAGCGAGAGCCUCCUGCUGGAGGGGAAGGCUGGCAUGCGGGGAGACGCCGAGCAGCUCACGCUCAAACUGCACAGCCUCAAAGCCAGUCUGCUGGAGCUGCAGCGCAUCCUACAGGACAAACACACACACAUCCAGGGUUCUUUAAUGGAGCAGGAGGAGAGUGAGACGGACUCGUCGUUGUCUCAGAGCCCCAGCGUACUGGACUGGCUCAAUCAGGCUCGGUCCACUCGCAGCCAGCAGCACCAGGACACAGUGCAGAGACAACGGGAAUUAGAAGUGCAGCUUGAGGAGCAGAGGAAGCUGAUGCAGUCUGUCGCCUACCGAGGGGAGGAGCUUCUCUCACAGCAAACCACGCCCAAUGGAGAGAGUGCUGAAAAUCUGCAGGACAUGUUGGAUCUGGGUGAGAGUGAGAGCGUGAGCGAACAGGAUUGUAUAAGGAUGAAGUGGGAGAAUCUGAGUAAAGACCUGAACACCAAACUGCAGCUUUUAUCCAACACCGUGCAGGAGGAACAGCUCAGCUCGGUGUAUCAGCGAUCUCGAGUGUCCAGCCCAGGAAGUCUUUUCAGAGGGGCUCAACUCACACCAGACGUUUUUUCCCCCAGUGCUUUAUUUGAGACUUUUAACCACAAACUGGAGGAACUAGCUGAGGCUGAUGUUAAACACACUGUCACUCGGGAGAGGACUCUGUACGAGGCAGUGUGUUCAGCCUCCACCUGGCUGGACGGUGCAGAGAGCAGUCUGCUCUCCGGCCCUGUGCUGCUGUCUGACGACUCACAGAUUCAGCUGUGUCAUUUAGAGGGUUUGUAUAAGGAGGUGAAGAAUGUCAGCGAGGAGGUGUGUAAGUGUCGGGAGGUGCUGGACGGAUGUGAUGAAGGAGGUGAUGGCUUGAUCGAAGAUGUGCUGGAUGGACUGGAUGAGAGACUGAGAUUGAUGGAUUCAUUGCUGGAGCAGAGAUGUGACAGUAUUAGAGACAGACUGCAGGAACAUACCACUUUUCAGGCUGAGUUGAGGCAGUUAUUUGCUGCCAUGAGCGACUCAAAGCAUCAGCUGCUGCAGAAGAUGUGUGGAGCUGCAGAUCGUCCAGCGUCCAGACAGCUAGAGACUCUGGCUGAAGCAGAGGACAGUCUGAGGGAGUUUGAACAGAGAGUGGGUGAGAUGAGGACUAAGGGAGAAAAGCUGCAGUCAGACCCAGUGACCACACAGGAGCUGCUCAGACUACAGGACAUGUAUGAGGAGCUGGUGGAGAUGGUGGGCUCCAGGCGGAGUGCUCUGAACCAGAUGCUGGUGUUGAAGGCGCAGUAUGAGAAAGCUUUACACGACCUGCAGGAGCUCGUGGACACGGCGCAGGACAAAAUGGCCGCAGAUCAGAAGAUGACCGCAGGCUCUGUGCUCGAGGUUCAGAUCCUCCUGGACAAGCACAAGGAGUUUUUUCAGGGUCUGGAGGCCCAUGUGGUGCUGACACAGGCCUUCUUCAGGCAGGUCAGUGUGGUGAUGGUGCAGAGAGAGGCUCAGAUGCUGGAGCAGACCGUAGCUCAGGCUCACACUGUCCUCAAACAGGCUCACAGGAGAGGAGUGGAGCUGGAGGGCAUCCUGGAGGACUGGAGCAGGUUUGUUGGAGAUUACCAGGCUCUGUAUAAGCAGUUGGAGGUGGUGGAGAGCAGCAUUCCGGCCGUGGGGCUGGUGGAGGAGACGGAGGAGAGACUGAGUGAGAGAAUUGCACUUUACCAGUGUCUGAAGAGCACGCUGGUGGAGCGCCAGCAGCAGCUCUAUCAGGUUCUAGAGGAUGGGAAGAGACUGUUACUGAGUGUGUGCUGCUCAGAGCUCGAGGCUCAGCUCACUCAGCUCGGAGAACACUGGCUCAGCAGCACUACCAAAAUCACCAAAGAGCUUCAGCGCCUCGACUCCACGCUCAAACACUGGACCAGGUAUCAGAGCGACUCAGCAGAACUGAGUCAGUGGUUGUCCUCGGCUCUGGACAGGCUUGAGUUCUGGAGCACGCAGUCCGUUACUGUUCCUCAGGAGCUGGAGACGGUCCGAGACCACCUGCACGCCUUCCUGGAGUUCUCUAAAGAAGUGAACGCUAAAUCAUCCCUGCGCUCGUCCGUCCUGAGCCGCGGUAACCAGCUGCUGAGGCUGAAGAAGGUGAACACGGCGGCGCUCCGGACUCACCUGGGCCAGGUGGAGACGCAGUGGGCGGAGCUUCUCACACGCAUCCCUGUAGUGCAGGAGAAACUCCACCAGCUGCAGAUGGAGAAACUGGCGUCCCGUCACGCCAUCACCGAGCUGAUGAGCUGGAUUUCCCUCAUGGAGAACGUCAUCCAGGAGGACCAGAACAAGAUCCUGGAAGCCGUGGGCUCAGAGGUGGUGCAGGCCUACAUCCAAAAAUACAAGGGUUUCGGGAUCGAUCUGUCCUGUAAGCAGCUGACGGUGGACUUUGUGAAUCAGUCGGUGCUGCAGAUCAGCAGUCAGGACGUGGAGGGGAAGCGCAGCGAUAAGACCGACUUUGCCGAGCGUCUGGGAGCCAUGAACCGGCGCUGGCAGAUUCUGCAGGGCCUCAUCACGGAGAAGAUCACGCUGUUGGAAAGUUUACUCGAGAGCUGGUUGGAGUAUGAAAACGGAGUCCAGACCCUGAAAACCUGGAUCAGCACACAGGAGGAAAAACUGAAGAAGAAACCCAGGAUUGAGGACGUGGCCUCAGUGCAGAACCUGCUGAAAGACUGCCAGGAGCUGGAGGAGUUGGUGAAAGAGAAAGAGAAGGACCUGGAGAAAGUGGAGGAAAAAGGAUGCUCGCUCAUCCAGGGCAAGAAAGGAGACUCCGCUGCUGUCGUCAUGGAAACGCUUAAAGGGCUAAACCAAGCUUGGACCAACUUGGACCAGAUGGUCGGCCAGGUGAAGAUCAAUCUGCGUGCCGUGCUGGAGCAGUGGAGUCUGUACAAGCGAGCGUCUGAGGAGAUCCAUGGCUACCUGAUGGAGGGACAAUACUCCAUCUCGCGCCUCAGGCUCCUCACCGGUUCUCCUGAGGCCGUCCUCAUGCAGGUGGAGAACCUGGAGAGUCUGCAGGAGGAACUGGAGAAGCAGGAGAGCAGUGUGAAGAAGUUCGGCUCUCUCACCGAGCAGCUGCUGAAAGACUGUCACUGCACUGUGGCUGAUUCUCUCAACACGACCCUCACCGAGAUCAACCACAGGUGGAACUCGCUGCUGGAGCAGAUCUCAGAUCAGUUGAGGAGCAGUAAGAACCUGCUGCAGCUGUGGCAGCGCUAUAAAGAGCUUCAUGAGAGCAGCAGUAAGGAUGUGCAGAGACUGGAAGAGAGGGCGGAGCGUUUACUCAACAGCUCCGCCCACAGGGAGACCACGGAACAGGAAGUGAAGACCUGGAUCCAUGACUGUGAUGACUUGCUGAAGGCUCAUGGCUCAGUCCAGGCCACGCUGCAGCAGCUGACUGAUGUGGAGGAACAGCUGAGGCUGCAGGUGGAGCCGUCAUCCAUGGCAACCUUCCACACAGACUACCUGUCACUCAUCCGGCGCCUAGCAACAGUGGGACACGCCCUCCACAGGCAGCAGGCUCUGAUAGAGGCGAGCGUGAAGGACUACGAGAGCUUCAGGGAGGAGCUGCGGUGUCUGAGUCGGUGGCCCGAGGAGGCGCAGGAGGUGCUGAAGGAGUCGGAUCCGGCCGCGUCUGCAGAUCUGUGCUCUGUGCAGGAACGCAUGGAGAAACUCAAAAUCCAGAUGCUUAAUCUGAGUCGUCUGUCUCCUGAUCUGGAGAGGUUAAACAGUCUGGGCUACAGACUUCCUCUAAAUGAUCAGGAUAUCAAAAACCUUCAGAACCUGAACAGGAGCUGGGCGUCCACCUCGGCACACAGCACAGAGAGAUUCAGUAAGCUACAAGCCCUGGUGCUGCAGAGACAGAGUUUCCUGGAGAAGUGUGAGAUGUGGCUCAGCUUCCUGACGCAGACGGAGGAGAAGCUUGGGGCUGAGAUCUCGGGAAAUUACCAAAGCCUGUUAGAGCAGCAGAGACAGCACGAGCUGUUCCAAGCUGAGAUGUUCAGUCGACAGCAGAUCCUCUACUCCAUUAUUAGUGACGGCCAUCAGCUCCUGAAUCAGGGACGAGUGGAAGACAGAGAUGAUUUUGGCCUGAAGUUGGCGCUGUUGAGUAAUCAGUGGCAGGGCGUGGUGCGGAGAGCGCAGCAGAGGCGGGGCAUCAUCGACGCGCUGGUGUGUCAGUGGCAGCGCUACACUGAGCUCUCUGAUAAACUGAGACACUGGCUGCAGGAGGCGGCUCUAGAACCGGAGGAGGAACCGCAGCAGCAGCAGCAAGGACGAGUCAUGGCACUGCAGCAGGCCCGAGGAGUUCUCGACCACAUACAGCUGAAGGAGCGGGUGCUACAGAGGCAGCAGGGCAGCUACAUCUUGGCGGUGGAGGCAGGAAGGCAGCUUCUCCUCUCGGCCGACGCCCAGGCAGAGGCGCUGCUGCAGGAGGAGCUGACGGAGCUACAGGAGCGAUGGAGGAGCACCAGCAUCCGUCUGGACCAGAGGAAGAAGGAGCUGCUCUCGCUGCUAAAGGACUGGGAGCAGUGUGAGAAAGGAAUUGCUGCGUCACAUGAGAAGCUGAGAGCAUUUAAGAGGAAGCUCUCUCUGCCUUUACCUGAUCACCAUGAAGAGCUGCACAACGAGCAAAUCCGCUGCAAGGAGUUAGAGGGCAGCACAGACAGCUGGGCGGACGACGUGGACACUUUGUGUGUCCUCAGAAACUCGCUCUCGAGCAGCCUGAGCUCCAAUGACCUCACGGUACUACAGGAGAGACUGGAGCUGCUGCAGAGACAGUGGGAGGAGACGUGUCACCAGCUAACCCUGCGUAGGCAGCAGGUGAGUGAGAAGCUGAACGAGUGGGCCGUGUUCAAUGAGAAGAAUAAGGAGUUGUGUGAGUGGCUGACUCAGAUGGAGAGCAAGGUGUCUCAGAACGGAGACAUCACCAUCGAUGAGAUGAUCGAGAAGCUCAGGAAGGACUAUCAGGAGGAGAUCUCUGUAGCACAAGAGAAUAAGCAGCAGUUGGAGCUCAUGGGCGAGAGAUUGGCUCAGGCCAGUCACGAGAGCAAAGCGGCUGAGAUCCAGUAUAAACUGAGUAAAGUGAACGAGCGCUGGCAGCACCUGCUCGACCUCAUCGCAGCCAGGGUGAAGAAGCUGAGGGAGACUCUGGUGGCGGUGCAGCAGCUGGAUAAGAACAUGAGCAGUCUGCGUACGUGGCUCACACACAUUGAGACGGAACUGUCACGGCCCAUCGUCUACGAGACCUGCGACACAAACGAAAUACAGAAGAAACUCAGCCAGCAGCAGGAUUUGCAGCGGGACAUUGAGAAGCACAGCACGGGCGUGGCCUCGGUGUUGAACCUGUGUGAGGUGCUGCUCCACGACUGCGACGCCUGCGCUGCCGAGACCGAGUGCGACUCCAUCCAGCAGGCCACACGCAGCCUGGACCGCCGCUGGAGGAACAUCUGUGCCGUGGCCAUGGAGCGCAGACUCAAGAUCGAGGAGACGUGGAGGUUGUGGCAGAAGUUUCUGGAUGAUUAUUCGCACUUUGAGGACUGGCUGAAGGCGUCGGAGAGAACCGCAGCUCUGCCCAACUCGUCCGGAGUGCUCUACACCGUCGCUAAAGAGGAGCUGAAGAAGUUUGAGGCAUUUCAGAGGCAGGUGCAGGAGUGUUUAACUCAGCUGGAGCUCAUCAAUAAGCAGUACCGGAGGCUGGCGCGUGAGAACCGCACAGACUCAUCCUGCCGACUUCGCCAAAUGGUGCAUGAUGGGAACCAGCGCUGGGACACGCUGCAGAGGAGAGUGGCGGCCAUCCUGCGCAGGCUGAAGCACUUCAUCGGCCAGCGUGAGGAGUUCGAGACGGUCAGAGACGGGGUUCUGGUGUGGCUGACGGAGAUGGACCUGCAGCUCACCAACAUCGAGCACUUCUCCGAGUGUGACGUUCAGGCCAAGAUCAAACAGCUCAGGGCGUUCCAGCAGGAGAUCGAUCUGAACACGGGGAAGAUCGGGGGCGUGUUCAGUCAGGGUGAAGCUCUGAUGGAGAAGAGCGAGCCUCUGGACGCUGCUGUAAUAGAGGAGGAGCUGGACGAGCUGCAGCGGUACUGCAGGGAAGUGUUCGGCCGCGUCGAUCGAUACUACAGGAAGCUCACACGCCUGCCGCUGGCUGAUGACGAGUGUGACGGUUCAGAUCGGGAGUUUGACCUCGAUGGCUCAGGUGACCUCUCUGACCUCCAGUGGGAGGACGGGAACUCUUUAACCAGCACCAACAGCCGGACCCCGUCCGUUAGCCCGGCGCCGCUGCGCGCUAACUGCUCGGGUCGGGAGACUCCGGCCAGCGUGGACUCCAUCCCCUUAGAGUGGGACCACGACUACGACCUUGAGCCCAUGGGUCAGACCAUGUCAUCAAAGAAGAGGGGGCAGGGCGAAGAGGACGAGGAUGUUGCAUGCAGCACUACUGCAGCUCUCAAAGACGUAGUGAUUCCCGAGAGUCCUGAGGCUUAUAUAAAACUGACAGAAAGCACACUGAGGUCCUCCUCUGGUGACUCGGCUCGUAACGUACUGGACCUCGACAGCCAUAACACCUCGUAUAGUGGUUACAUGCGUCUGAUGGGAGACUGUCGAGGCAGUAUAAACGCUGUGAAGAGAGCAGAGGGAGAGCUGGAGGAGGAAGAGAGCGACCUGUCAGGAUUAAACAACCCCGAGAACGCAGAACCACAGAACACAGGUGUGAUCGAGCGCUGGGAGCUCAUCCAGGCUCAGUCCCAUAACUCCAACCAAGACCUGCUGCUAUGGCAACAGCUGACCUCUGACCUGGAGGAUAUGGAGGCGUGGCUUAGCCAGACAGAGGAGGAGCUGGCUGAGCUGAAGGGGAGGGACUUGAGCACGGAUAUAUACACCAUCGACCAAAGGAUCCGAAAACUCAAGGAUCUGCAGAAGGAAGUGGAUACCCAUAAGCCCACAGUGCUGUCCAUCAACCUGAACAGCGUCAGGCUCGUCCAAUCAGACGGCGAGGAGAGCAGGAAGCUGAGGAGGAGGCUGAAGGAGAUGAACUCCCGCUGGGACAGACUGGGUAAAGCUCUGCAGCAGUGGAGAGCAGCGCUACAGGACGCACUAAUGCAGUGCCAGGAGUUCCAUGAGCUGAGUCACGGCCUGCUGCUCUGGUUAGAGAAUAUCGACCGGAGGAGGAAUGAAAUCGUUCCCAUCGCGGCAGGACUGGACCGUCACACACUCCAAGCCCAUUACAGAACGCUAGAGCAAAUCGAGCAGGAGUUGCGGGAGACGGAGCGCAGUGUGAGCAGCCUGCAGGAGCUCUCGCUGCAGCUGCUGGUGCAGGCGCAGGGCAGCGAGAGUCUGGAGGCGCAGGAGCGAGUGCACGUCAUCGGGAACCGCCUCCGCCUGCUGCUCAACGCCGUCACCUCCGACCUGCAGCUGCUGGAGAGCCGGCUCCAGACCUCAGCAGACACACACGUGCCGUCGGUUUGGUCUGCGGUCGAUGAUGUGGACACGUCGGGAUCGGCCAGUCCCGUGUCUGUGGUCAGCGUGCCUGUUCAACACCACACGCUACGGAGCAAAUGUAAUGUGUCAGGAGCAGGAUCCUCAGCCAGCCUGCCGCGCCACAGGUCCCCCGGGGUUUCUGCGUGCGCUUCCUCUCGCUGUGGUUCCUCCGGGCCACGCGGUGGCGCUGCUGCGGCUCGCUGCCAGCCCUUCCUGCUGCGGGUCCUGCGGGCGGCUCUGCCUCUGCAGCUCCUGCUGCUGCUCAUCGUGGGUUUGGCGUGUCUGGUGCCCAUCACUGAGGAGGAUUACAGCUGCGCCAACCACAACAACUUCGCCCGCUCAUUCCACCCCAUGCUGCGCUACACCAAUGGCCCCCCGCCCAUCUGAGGCCCCCCCACACCCACGUCCCUCAGGAGGCAGGACAAUAUGAAGUGAACUUAUAAGACUGUCUAUUAGCCAAAGCUGAAUAUUUGAAUAUUAUCCAUGUACAGGUAAAUACCGCUGCUAUUUUGAUUUUUUUUUUUUUUUUUGUUUGUUUUUUUUUUUUUUAACUUUAAAUUAUUGAUUGCAAUCAGAAGUGUAAUGACGAUCGUCUGAUCGUUAGCCGAAGCCUGAACGGGAUUCUUCGGGAACCAGGACAAUGAAGUGAAUCAGACUUUAUAGCACUGACUCGAGCGUAUUUUAAGGUACUGCACUUAAACCGUCCAGCUAAACGGCCAAUGCUGUUUGCUUACUUUGUGAAAAUUAUUUUUUCAUUUAAAGAUUGUAUUUGAGAUACAAAAAGCUAUAUAAAAUUUCACUUAAAGUGAUUUUGAUAAGUAUUUGAAUGCCCUUUAAAUAUGAUGUAUUUAUUUAAGUUUUUUUGUUUGGUUGUUUUUUUUUUAUUAUUAUUAUCUUUACUCACGGCAUGCGGUUGAUGCAUUUUUUUUAAACACUAAACAAUCACUGAUAGUUACUUGUCUGUAAGAGCCAAGCUUUUUUCUAAAUACUAGUAGGUCACUAGGUUGUUAAAAAGAAUGUAUAAAACAUCAAUUAUGAAAUUGUCAGUGCUUAUUUAUGAGUGUACAGUUUACUAACACUGACAGUAAAUAAGGUUUUUCUGAUUAAUAUAUACAUAA